This is a messenger RNA of Wasmannia auropunctata (little fire ant), 612 nucleotides long. RefSeq lists its product as uncharacterized. Gene Ontology annotation, molecular function: nucleic acid binding. The annotation marks the transcript as partial. The transcript is spliced from 2 exons. NCBI's taxonomy places the organism in Eukaryota, Metazoa, Arthropoda, Insecta, Hymenoptera, Formicidae. The record is from RefSeq and is a predicted model, not a curated record.
AUGUGGCAGGCGGAUGUGGUCGAGAUGCGUCCUUAUACGCGAUUCAACAGAGGUUACCACUACAUUCUCAUUGUUAUCGAUGUGCUGAGUAAGCAUGCAUUGGCCGUACCUCUCAAGGCUAAGAGCGGAAUAAUGAAGGCAUCAGUCGUCGAUCGGUUCAACCGUACGUUGAAAAACAACAUGUGGAAGCAGUUUACACACAAUGGAAACUAUAGAUGGAUCGAUUUGCUACCGCGUCUCAUGUCUGAAUACAACGUGCGAAAGCAUCGAACUAUCGGUAUGCGACCCGUCGAUGUCACCCUCGCAAUCGUCAACAAGCUCUUAACCACGGUGAAUAACCGCGUAAAGAUCGCCGCACCCGCACGAUUCAAAGUGGAUGACUUGGUACGCGUCAGUAAAUUCAAGACAAUUUUUGACAAGGGUUACACGUCAAAUUGGAUCACGGAAGUGUUUAAAAUCAUCAAGAUGCAGAAAACUAAUCCCGCAACGUAUCUUUUGGAGGAUUCUCGCGGAAAACCCAUAGCCGGGGGAUUCUAUGAAUACGAACUGCAUCGCUUUGCUAAUCCCGAUGUGUACCUCGUUGAAAAAGUUUUGCGCAAAAAAGGGAAUGAG